Molecule: messenger RNA, 1446 nt
Organism: Chelonus insularis
Lineage: Eukaryota; Metazoa; Arthropoda; Insecta; Hymenoptera; Braconidae
Product: decaprenyl-diphosphate synthase subunit 2-like
Exons: 6
Coding region: 76-1245 (389 amino acids)
Biological process (GO): ubiquinone biosynthetic process; isoprenoid biosynthetic process
Cellular component (GO): transferase complex; mitochondrion
Molecular function (GO): prenyltransferase activity
Source: RefSeq, a predicted model, not a curated record
UAUUUUGUUAAAAGUAUUACGCUCUUAUUUUUUUAAGUAAAAAUUAUAUAAUCCAUAUUACUAAAUACAGAAAGGAUGUCUAUCAACAAUUCAAUAUCCAAGAUUACCAAGAGGACUAACUUAUUGCCAACAGUUUUAGCUCACCAUUCUAAGGGCUAUCAUACUAGCAUAGAUAGCAACAGAAACCCUGUGUGGUCUAAAACAGUUUCAGAGGCUGAAAAAAUAGUCGGAUAUUCAACAUCUUUUCUCAAUUUAAGGGGCCUUUUAAGUGAUGAAAUUGCCAAUAUUGCAGUUUUCCUGAGAAAACUGAUGGAGUCUAAUCAUCCAUUAAUAGAUAUUGCUAAAAAUUUAAUUAAUAAUGGAAGAGUUAAUGCUCAACCGUGGGGCCUUAUAGUGUUAUUAAUUUCUAAAGCUGCUGGACUAAGUAAACCAAAUAGUUUAGAAGGAAGAGAAACUAUUGGAAUUCUGCAUAGCCAACGUGUUCUUGCAGAAGUAACGGAAAUUAUUAGAGCUGGUUUUUCUAUUCACAAGGGAUUAAUCAAUAUUCAGACUGAUGUUUAUUCAAAUACAGAAUUAAUUAAUAUGAAAUUUGGCAACAAAGUUGCACUACUAAGCGGUGAUCACUUAUUAGCUAAUAGUUACUCUCAAUUAGCAGCUUUAAGAAAUCAAGAAGUAUCAGAACUCAUGUCCAUUGCUGUACGUGAUAUAGCUCAAGCUGAUUUUGUUGGAAGAAGAGAUAACCAGAAUAAUAUUAUACCUUCGGUACCACCUGAAGACAAAAUUGGAUAUGCUGUUAGAGAAUGGACUCUACAAAAUACAUUAAGUGUUGGUUCUUUAUUGGGUAAAUCAUGCCAAGGUACCCUAAAUCUUGGUGGACACAAUGAAGAAAUACAAGAGUGUGGAUAUCAGUUUGGAAAACAUUUAGCUCUUGCCUGGCAGACGGGUGUAGACUUGGAACCAUUUACGAAGAAGAGCUCAUUACCAAUUCAUUUCAAUUUGUGUUCUGCACCUGUCAUGUUUCAAAUUGAACAUGAUUCGGCUAUUCUCGAAGAAAUUAAUAAAGGAUUAGAGUCAAUACAUAAUAUAGAUUAUUUAAAGAUAUACGACCUUACUAUCAAUGGUCCAGGGAUUGAACGAACAAAGGAAUUACAGAAACAUCAUUCUCAGAAGGCAAUCGACGCAUUAAAUACUUUUCAAGAUAGUAAUGCAAAAACAGCGUUGAUAAACAUCGUUUCUGCAAUAUAAGAUAUUUGAAAAACUUGUGAUUUUCAAAGUGUCAGAUAAAAAUGACUGGUUUGUGCACAUCAUUACUUAUAUUUCAAUCAGAGAAAAAUUAGAAAAUUUUUUACUUUUAUCAAAGUUUAUUUUGUGUUGAUAAAUUUCUAAAUUUUACCAAAUAACCUAUGUUAAAGGUUGUUUUAGAAAUUAGAAUUGUCUCAAAAACUU